ACAACAGCAAGCGGUGUGGAUGCAGCGACAUGCAGGCUUGCCGCCGUACUAGCCGCGACCUCGCGCGCAUAGUGCGCAAGACCCAUUACAGCACUGCUAGCAACCCAGAACAUAUACGUCGCGACUUACGUGCACUCCUGCGAGAAACAGCGCAACCAGUCGCCGUCGUCACUUCCCUCAUGCCCCAAGCCCCCAGCGAACCGCACCCAGACACCACUCACUAUUCUAGGUUCCACGGCGCGACGCUCUCCUCGUUUAGCUCCAUCGCGCUGGACCCUCAUCCCCUGGUUGCGUUCUCGCUUCGCGUUCCCUCACGUAUGGCGACGUCUCUGAAGGACGCGCACGCUGCUCCGCCCGUCCCCUCACACAUGGUCGUCAACAUCCUGUCAGCGGCUCAGGCGGCCAUCGCAGUUCGCUUUUCGCGUCCUGAUCUUCAUCCGCACCCAUUCGCGCAUACCCCCUAUACGCUGACAAGCGAGGGGCUCCCGGCGAUCACUGGCUCGCUCGGUGCGCUCUCCUGCAGGCUGAUUGCAGCAUCGUGGCCAUUGCAUGACAUAGAGAUGCUGGACAGCAAGAACAAAAAAGAAGGGGCACGAUCAUGGCAGGGUGACGGCAUUGCUUCGGAGCUCUUCAUAGCGCAAGUCACGCGCGUAGAGUCUCUGUGUGCUUCUGACGAAGAGGACAGCACACGGACAUCGCCUCUACUGUACUACCGCCGUCGCUAUGCUACCACCUGUGAUCUAGAGGCACCAGAUCACUGAACUAAUAACAACUCAGGCUAUCAAUAUU
Postia placenta MAD-698-R-SB12 is the source of this 789-nucleotide messenger RNA. RefSeq lists its product as hypothetical. NCBI's taxonomy places the organism in Eukaryota, Fungi, Basidiomycota, Agaricomycetes, Polyporales, Adustoporiaceae. The record is from RefSeq and is a predicted model, not a curated record. Gene Ontology annotation, molecular function: FMN binding; riboflavin reductase (NADPH) activity. The coding region runs from base 30 to 761 and encodes 243 amino acids. The transcript has a single exon.